Molecule: messenger RNA, 6074 nt
Organism: Aphanomyces invadans
Lineage: Eukaryota; Oomycota; Saprolegniomycetes; Saprolegniales; Verrucalvaceae
Exons: 2
Coding region: 23-5962 (1979 amino acids)
Source: RefSeq, a predicted model, not a curated record
GUAUUGUGGUACUGCCUCCACGAUGGCCUCGUCCGAGACUGAUAGCAGCAUAGGCGCCUCCGACGGAGGCGUCGUGCUGACUGCAACGGCCCUGCGCCACUUGGAGGUCGAAAAGGCCCACCUUCGUUUCAAGCUGGCCGACGCCGAGAAACAAAGCGAGCUGCGGCAUGGCCAAGUCGCGGCGUACGAAUCCAAGAUCCAAGACUUGCUACUGCUUGUCGAAAUGAACAAAAAGGUGGCAGCGGAAGCGUUGAGGUGUAGUACUACAACGGCCCAGAGGUUGGAUGAAGCGAACGAGCAAUUGGAACGGUGGCAACAUCGUGGCAUUGCGUCACUCGCUCGACGCCGACGGCACCGGCACCUCUCACAAAUCUUGGCAACUUUGAAAAGCCACGCUGUUCGUGUGCGCACAUGGUGUCUUCUGCUGAUUCGCCGGCGACAGUUGACCCUCCGCCUUGCCUUUGUGCGAUGGACUACGUCGUCCCUAGUCGUUACGUCAUCUUCAGCCGCACAACAAACCCAGUCGCUGUCGCAGCCGACGGUACCGCUGCAGCCUCCACCACUGGUCGUGCAUUCUCUAGACGCACUGCGACAUCGCCUGGAGAAACAGAUGCUUGCUCUUGCAAAGCCGCAUGCCACAAGCCUUCGGCGAAAUAUUUUCUCGUCGUGGAAGGGGACGCUCUCGACGUCGCACGACCAGAAACACACGGCUCAAGUGUGGUACACGCGGAACCUCCGCUAUCUCCUGCGACGUGUGUGGACAACAUGGUCAAAUCACAUUGCAACACGCGCAUCAUCGCGACGGUCGACUCGAUGGCGGCUGCUGCGAUCGCAAUGGCAACGAUGGGUCAAAUACAAAUGGGUCCAAGUUCGUCGGAGAUAUCUCCUGGGAAAGGUCAUGGACGCCAAGCGCCGCCGCCGACUUGCGCAAGGCCUUGUUGUGUGGCAGUUGCACUCGAAAAACUACCAGAUUCACACGUGGCUGGCAUGUUUGGAAGAUGCCAAGACUGCAUUAGCCGAAGAAAGGUCAACAUGCGCAAAGCAAAAAGCUGACGUUGACGCCUACUUGGAGCUCCAGACGUCGGCUGAGCAAGAGCGACAUCGAGCCAUUGGAAACCACAUCGACCUGUGCCUUCGUUUCAUGCGAUGGGGUGGGUACGUUCGGUUGCAGCACCGAGUCAACCUGUUGGCCACCCAGCACGCGAGCAAACGAACGGCUCAGGUCGUCCGCAAGCUGUUCUUUCGAUGGAGAAGCCUUCGUCACACGCGUCAAAUGGCCCGGCAAUGCAUUCGUCAUCUGCGAGGGCAGCAUACUCGCCGAUUCGCCCACCAAGUUUUGUUUCAGUGGUGGCGCCUCUGCCGCCGGACAAAACUGUUGCAAAGGUCGAUCACCAAGCGACUACGUGCGUUACUAGCCACAGGAAUGUCCAUGCUCGUCGCUGCAAGCGUUCGUCGACACAAAGAACAGGAGCUGCACCUCCAGUUGAAGUACUCCCACAUCCACAGCGACUUGGACUUGAAGCUUGAGCAGAGCCGGCGGCAUUGCCAAGCAUCCCACGCUGCCCACUACAUGGCGUACAUUCGCCGGCGCCACUAUCUCCGCCGGGUCGUCACUCAAUGGGGUCGCUGUCUACCGCGACGACGCCUGCUCAAGCGGCUCUUAGCUCGAGUUGUUGAGCGGUGGCAGCGGCGAAAGCAUCGUGCGUGGACGAAGUGGACAGCACAUAGUAUUCAGGGAAAAUGGGAGUUGAUCUGGAGUCGGGCUUGCACUCAUCGGCUCCACGAAGCGGCUCUGUCUCGCCCGUUUGCCGCGUGGAGAAGGGUUACGUCAAACUCGGCUCGUCUCAAAAAACGUCGCUUUUACAUGCAAAGUGCCUUUGCUCUCUGGUGUGUAUCUGUCGGCCGGCGACGAACGCAAGUCCAAGCGGCGAACGACAUCUUUCAUGUGCUUCGACGGGGUCAAUGCAGGUAUCGCUUUGCCGUGUGGCGUCGGAAGAUUGCCCUGCAGAGCCGAGUCGCACUGUAUCGUAGCAACCGGCACCACCAAUUGCUUUGUCGAAUGUUUCGGGCUUGGCGCAAGUUUGCAUGGGGACAGUGCCAUGUUGCCGUGGCGGCAUCCAACGCGGGACAAGCACGGAAUAUUGCCAGCCAUGCCAAGCAUCUCCUGCGGUGGGCAUUUCGAGCAUGGCACUUGUGGCUCCACCACAUUCAAACUCGACGCGCACACGCUGAGCGAAGCCUUCGCCGUGGUCUGCUCGGAUGGCAGUGGUCGCACGUUCAAGCGUUUGGAGUGUGGAAACAUAAAGUGUGCCACCGAAAACAAGCCCAAAGUGCUUUGGCUCGAAUCCUCAAACGACAUAAGCUGGGUCACAAAGGGCUCGUAGUCGCCUGGACGCGAUGGACGUGGUCCAGCCGGGUGUUGAGUGUGACGCACCAGUUCCAACAACGCCUGCGCCAUGCCCAUCGUGACGCGAAAUUGGCGCAAGUCAGCCGACGCACAAAUACACUUGUUUCGACGACCUGGAUGAGGUGGCGCUACCAAGUCGCGGCUACUCGCAAAAUCGUUCACGGGAGUGACGCGAUGAUGCAUCGGCGGCAGCGACAACAUGUCACGUGGCUUUUUCGAACAUGGACGGCGUACCAUCUUCGCCGACACGAGCAGAUCGCGUCGUUGCGGCAGUUGGGUCGACGGCGCUGUGGGAGAUCGCUAGCAUCGGCCCUGUUGAGAUGGCGAGGGCACUCCCAUGCACAGCUGGGGCUCCAGUACGACGAAGCCGCCAACGCAGCAAGCAAACAAGUCGCUGCCAUCAUGCUUCAUCAGCAACGAGCUGCGUGGCAACGCCAAUUGGUCCAAGCAUGGAACCGAUAUACUCGGAAUUCGAUCCACAUCCGUCAGUCGUUGUACCGACGCCUUGGUUAUAUUGCGGAAUGUCAAUUGCGAUGGGGUUGGAAACAGUGGCUGGCAAUGCAAUCGCCUGUUCGAAAUGCCAGGGGUUUGAGGCUGCUGCAACUCCACUGGGAUCGGCGACGGCUCCAUCAAAGUUUCCGUGAGUGGCAUCACCUGUCGCUAGAGGCGUGGAGACGUCACGAUGUUCUGCACCGCCUUUUGACGAAAACUCAAGCCAAGUUAACUCGUCGCGGGUUUAUACGUUGGCUGUUGGCCGCCACCGCGGCGAGACAAUGCGUUCAGAGAGCUAAAUUUGCAAAGUACACUGGGAGGCAAUCGGAAGGACUGCGGCAGUGCUUGCAACUGCAGUGGUACUGGCAUCGGUGGUAUCGGUAUCACCUCGUUCGCCAGGACCAAAGGAGGCAGUGGUCCCAUCGCCAAGGCAUGGCCAGGUCGUAUUUGUUGAGGCGAUGCAUGUCGACUUGGACGAUAUUCCGCAUCGCUAGAAACGGCCGCCAUGGCGUCCUUCGAGCGCUGUGGAAAACGAUGCGUCGGCACUACUUGGCAUUGGCACUGUCGUCAUGGCGACGCAAGGCCCAACGCCUCUCGUUGCACGAAUCGACGACGAAGUCUGAAUGCAAAUUCAAGCGAGCAACCCGUACAGUUGCGCACUUGAUCGACCUCCAAGCCAAGCAUGGUCUCCUCGGUCGGUGCAUGUUUGCGUGGCGGAGCGUGACUGUGCCCCGCCACACUCGAUUAGCCAUCGCUUGGUCCUCCUGGAUGGAUGUGAUGAAACGAGCGCGGUUCGCAAGACACGUUCGCGCCAUCCAUACUCUCGCCACACGGUUUCAUUGCUGGAACGCUACGGUGGCUAGACGCCGUCACCAACGCCGCGUGCUUCGCUCGUUUGCCUCGCGUCGAUAUCGACGAGACAUCCUUUGUGGCUUUUACACGUGGCAUCAUCUCGUGCGCCGUUCCAUGCACGACGAAUGCCUCCAGCGAGUCGUUAUCAUUGAAGACAUGGUUGCCUCGCAAACCUUGGUACUUGACACACUGCACUUUUUGAGACCUAUCGUCCAUCGGUGGAGACAGGCAGCAGUUGCGGCUCAAUCGAAUCGAAGCGCAUUGGCAAUGGCCCAGGAAGAGAUGGUCAAAUUGCUGUGGAGCCACUGGGCAACUUAUAGUCGCAGAAGACGUCGAGUCAUCCACAUGCAAACCUCAUUACGGACACGAUUUGUUCGUCAUGUGAUGGCAGCAUGGAGUCGAUGGCAGCGGCGAUGGACGGCAAAGCAGCGGAUGUUGCGGUCGUGCGUCGUCUUGUCAAUGCGCCGGCAGUUGUCGUCUUCCUGGACCAAAUGGCUCAGGCAGCAUCAACGACAGAUGGCCUUGACACUUCAUUUGAGCAUCGCCAACGAACGACAAGGACUGGAAACCAAAGCGGCUGGCGUUCAGCGAAGCGCCAGGCGGUAUGCGUCGCUUGCUAUCCUCCGAAGCGAGGUGACCAGUGUGGCUCUCGUUUGGUCGGCCUGGACUCGGCUGGUGCGCAUGCGCCGGUGGUGGUGGCGAAAACGACGAUCCCGCCAGUUGCGGCGUACGUGGCAUGCAUGGGAGGCAUCCAUGCGGGUAUGGAAGGGUUGCCGACUCAAGGAUGCAAUGGAUCGAUGGCACCUGCGAGCCGUCCGUUGUGUGCAAGUCCGGCUGACUAGAGACCGAUGUGUGACUCGCUGGUUGCACGAUCGACACGCGUGGCUUCAACGCUUCGUUUGGCAACACUGGAGAAGUUUUCUUCAUGGACAUAGUCAGUGGCGACAACGCCAAGUGUGCCUUGGUCACCACAAGGCGCAACGGGCGCUUCUCCGUCACUGCAUGGCUGCAUGGCGGAAAACUCUGGUCGUGGAGGCCGAUGACAAAGCUUCAACACGGGCGCUGCUGGGCCUCAUCCUGACCAGUUGGCAGCACGCCGCCAAGGGUCGCGCUUCACGACGGGCGAAAUCCCGAGCUCAGCACGACCAAAUGAUGCUCCUGUGUCGUUACCUCGAAAUGCACAUGUCCCAUCUGACUCCCCGUCUGCCCGCGAUCUUCUUCGCGUGGAAGCAAGUUGUCUUCGAUUCCAACUCGGAAUCCCGGCACGGCCACUUGCGGCACAAAUGGAUCACCAUCAGAAGCCUGCGCAACCUGGUUUGCCAGUGGUCUGAAUACACUCGAUAUCACCAUCGCCGUCGCGCAUCGGCUGUGGCUCACAUGACAGCGUCCAGAGACCGAACUCGUCGAAUGAAAGCUUGGCACGCAUGGCUCAUCGCAUCACGCGACAAGCCCAACGCUGUGUCCAGUCGCCAUCACCUCCGGCAUAUGUGGCGGUUGUGGGUUGAAUCGACAUUUCCCCGUGGCGCUCGAGCUUGUCGCGAUCGAGAGAGAUGGAGCGAUUUCGUUCGCCGCGUGCGGUCGAGUACUGCUAAAGCUGUUGUGUUUCACACAUGGAGGCAAUUUGUAGUUGCACCGGCUACGUUAGACGAAGUCCAUGACGUCAAAUCCUCGCCAGCCUAUGCUGGCUGCGGCACGUGGCAACCAAUCCUUCGACGAGCCGCCGACAUUGCCAUCUCAUGGCAACGACGACAAGUCGAACAUGCGUGGUGGCGGUGGUUUCUGCACGUCAACGGUCUUUCUUUUGACCUGGCGUUGACUUCAACCACGGCAUCGAGCACGGCAUCGGCGGUCGCACACUGGACUCUGGCGCAGUGGAACGCAAGUGUUUUGCACGCCCGGCGACAGCAGCGGUGGCUCAUGGCAUUCUUUACCAAGACAUGCCACGUACAGCAACUUCGCCGCCGGUUUGUGCGGUGGAAGGCUGCACUUGGUGCGGCAGCCCCCCACCUUCAACUGCGUGCUCGUGCAGUGAGCGACAUGCAGUUCAAACGGAGGGUGGCAAAACUGCGACGUUAUUUCGUCUUGAGGGGGUUUGACCGGUGGAAGGCCUGGUACAUCUUCGAAGCCCUAGCCGACGCCGAGCGAGAGCACGCUUUGCUCAUGGAUGCUUUACAAGACAUUGCGUCGUACCGGAUGUCACUCGACAUGUAGAAAGGGAUGCCCCAGAUGACGUGGCCAAUGCGUGUGUAUGGAGUUCGAUGUAAUCGCGAGACAACAUGAUGAAAAGUUUCAUGAGUGCUUGCCUUGUGGACACGACAACGAC